Ruditapes philippinarum (Manila clam) is the source of this 4587-nucleotide messenger RNA. RefSeq lists its product as uncharacterized. The record is from RefSeq and is a predicted model, not a curated record. Lineage: Eukaryota; Metazoa; Mollusca; Bivalvia; Venerida; Veneridae.
CAUAUAUCAACCACAGUUUGGGGACCCAAAGUACUGUAGGUACUGCCCAUUAGAGGCUCUGCUAAAUAGUGAAUAUCAUGAUGCCCGGCAAUACAAGUGUGGAGAGAAAUACCACGGAAAAAACAUUGCUGAAGUGAUUUUACCCCAGGAGAAUGCAAGUUCAAAGUAUCCAUUGUGUGACAAAGGAGAGGUUCCUGGGUGUGGACCACCACCAGAAAUAAACAAGACAAAAAACCAUGAGUGGGUCUGUGAUCCAGGUUACAGUUUUGUUAAUUACUCAGUGUAUUUUAAGUGUGCACUUGUGUGUAAUAUAACUGAGAGGUUGGACUGGCAGUAUUACUGCAAUGAGUCGCUCCAGUGGGAAGUACAACCAGCAUCAACGUGGCAAAAAUGUGAAGCUCCUGUAAUUGAACCUAAAAUCAUUGAACCUGAAAGUAUUGUUAAGCUUGUCAUCAUGGUAGCUGUAAUUGUUGGAUCGGUUGUAAUUGCAAUACUUGCAUAUUUCUCCUGCCUAUGUUAUAAGAAAAUUAAAAGAGCCAGAUCUAGGGAAGAUAUGGCGGUGGCUGAAAUGGAAGAAAUGAAUGCAGAGAGAGUCGGGUUAAAUGAUGUAAGACUUGAUAUUAAUGAAGGGAAUGAAGAGACAGCUGAUCCUUUUACACCAGAAAGUGAUUUGGAAGGUGGCAGUCAGUCAGGUAAUAGAUCUCCUAGUAGAGCUGAAAGUUUAUCUGGUUCUACAAGAAGCUCAGACACUGAAGAUGAUGAGGGCAGUACAGAUGAUGAAAACACCAAAUUAAUAAUGCCACAUCCUUCAGUCAAACCUACUGUGAGCAUUAUACAAUUUGAGGGUGGAGAAAGAAAAAAGAGCAUACCCUGGCAAGGAGACAUAUACUCAAUAGAACGAGGAUCAGAUUUUCAAAUUAUACCAAACUCUACUGGAGGUUAUGAAGUUACAAAGUUUAGGAUAGAAAGAAAAGGGAAUAGUGCUAUUGGAUGGGAGGAAUAUAUCCACAUGUACAAUGUAAAAGAUGCCUCUGAUGUGGAUGCAGGACUUUACAUGUGGUAUAUUACACUUACCAACAAGAUUGAAUAUUGUGGAAGCUUUGAAAUAAGUAUAGCUUUGCCAGCAAUUCGACCUAAUACAAUAGGGAAGGAGGCUAGCAACAAGGAUACCAGUAGUUUGAAAACAGUAAAUCCAGUUUAUAAUCAACCCCAGCAACCAUCAAGUACUUCUCACUUGAAGUUUGACUCUAUCCUCAACAAUCAAAAUGACCAGGAUGUUAUAGAGGAUAAUGAAUUGUUGCCACAAGGAAAUUUAGUAAGAGGAGAAGUUGUAAAAGAAACAAGAGGUGAUGCUGACCCUUUUAGACAUGCAGCAGAUUUGAGCUCUGAAAUGUUCAGAGAUCAGUUACAACGUAACACAAUUGAUUCUGGUGUACAAUCUUCUAAUGGGCAUCGCAUUAGUAGUUCAAGUAAUAUAGCAUCUGAUAGGGUUGUUAGUCAACGCAACAACUCUAAUGACAAUACUAGAGAUGGUGAUUUAAGGUACAGCACCAGUGGUUAUCAGACGCAGACUAGCGCCAGUUUGGCUAGAGAACAAUUUAGAGCUAUUUUUGAUGAUGCUCCUCAAUUAAGUAUUGGAUCAUUAAAUAAAAAGUCAAGAGAACUAUCAAUGGGUCUUGAUAUACAGGCUUUGCAGAAAAGAGGAUAUCUGAAUCCUUCUGAAGAUAGAAAUGAAGAUACUGGCGCCAGGGGAGGUGAAUAUACUGGUACCAGGGCAGGUGAAUAUACUGGUACCAGGGCAGGUGAAUAUUCUUGUGCCAGGGUAGAUGAAGAUAUUGGUGCCAGGGCAGGUGAAUAUACUCAUGCCGGGGCAGAUCAAGAUGCUGGUGCCAGGGCAGGUGAAUAUACUGGUGCCAGGGCAGAUCAAGAUAAUGGUGCCAGGAUAAGACCUGAUCCAGCAGGAAGUGUUUCACCUAUGAACCACAGUGAAGGAAGUGGUUCUAUACAGGAGACUUUUAGAAAACAGUUAUAUGUACCUGAUACAGUUACUCAGCAGGAGGCUAUUGUGGACCAUCAUCAUGAUACUGCUGAUGAUGAUGAUAUUGGUGAUGAUAUUGCUCAUGAUAAUGGUGAUGAUGAUGUGGACAGUAUAUCAGAAAGGCUCAAUAGUGUUGCAUUACAAAAUGAUAUUCUUGGAGAUGGCCAUGUGUAUGGCGUUGAAGGAGAUUUAGAACAUGCAUAUCCAGAGGGAGAAAUCCAACACUUACCUUAUAGACAUGAUAGUGUUCUAGAAAACGAUCUGGAACAUCACAUUGAUGACCAUUCUGAUAGUUAACAUGGAAUUUGAAAGUAGGGAAUAAAAAACUGUGUUUUCUUGAUGAGAAUAUACUGGGUCAUCACGACUAUAUGGUGUAAUACCUUAUUAACAAACUUUUGGAAAUGUGGAUGAUAUGGUGUCAAAGAUUUCAGAAUCACGUGUUUUCAUCGCAUGUGUGAGGCACAUGAUAUCCGUGAUGAACUGCCAAGGCUGGGAUUCGAACUCAUUUACAGGCAGUAGUUGUAUCCUCCUAGACUACUGAGCCAAAGAUUCCAUUCCCUGACUCAAUUGUAAGAGGCUGUACUUGUCUGGAAUUGAUAACGUUCAUAUUAAAUAGAGGAUAUUGAAUGAGUGUAAGUUCAAUACUGAAUUUAUUGCAGGAGUUGAAUAAAAAUUUUAUUAUGCGAGCCUCUGGCAAGCAUAAUAUUAUUUUAUUCAGCGAGUGCAAUAAAUUCAGUAAUGAACUUACACAAAUUUAAUAUUCUAUUUAUCACAUACCCAAAAUAAAGACCGUUUAAAGUGAAAUAAGAGUCAUUUUUCAUUGACGCGUCUAUAGUAUAACGCUAACAUUUAGCGCGUCUUUGCACUAUGUUUGUAUAACGCUAAUGACGUGACGUCAAAAUAUAUGCACGGCCGUGCGAUACCAUAUUUAUGGAGUCGCAAAAUCGCACGGGUGUGUGAUAAAGCGUGUUAUAUAAUAUGACGUUCUGCGCUAACAUUAACGUCAUCUCCGACAUUAUAUUGUUUUUUGUUAUUUAUUUUUAAUAUAAUUAAACACCAUCAUGAGAAAUCUACCCUUAACGUCAUUUUACAAAUGACAUUAACAUUGUCAUAGACGUUAAAAAUAAAAGAGAAUUACCCUUAAAAUAUUUAAGAUAAAUAUUGAUAGUUAACAAUAAGCAAAUUUCAAAAAAAGUCUUUCUAUUUAUUUCAAGUGCUAUAGAAUAGAACUUCUCUAAGAAUUCAAUAUGUCUCUUAAAAAAAGUUAAGUGACGUCAAGGGCUGUUUAAGGUUCCCACAUUACUCGUUUUUAUGAAUAUAGGUGUGUACAAGAGACAUGAUUCUUGACGGCAGAAUUUCAAGUCAUUAAUGUUACUUGAAGCAAUAAACUUCAUGUUUUAAUGAAUUAUGUCAAUGAUACGACUGGAACAAUAUAGGGAUCAGAUCAAUAUUGGAAUCGGUGUUCUUAUUUCUUGAAGCUGAGCUCUGUUUGUUUUCCUUUAAUUCGUGGAUCUGAUGUAUAGAUUGUAUAUACUUUACUUUGAUGUAAAUGAAGUUUCAAAUUGAUCACAUAUAAUGUAUUUCAACUCUGCUGUAUUGGCUAUGGCCUUAAAUUAUUUUGUUAAGAUUUUUUGUUCAUGAUUAAUUCUAAAUACAUGUAUUUAUAAAAUGAAAAUUUCAUGUGAUUUAAUUCAUUGAUUAAUUUUAAUUUAGUGUACGUUUGCAGUUAUGUGAUCAAAUAUCAAAGAUAUAGCUUAUUAAGUAUCUUAAAAAAAUUUAAAAUAUAUACACUUAUAAACAUAAAUUUAAAAGAAUAACAUGUAAAAUGACAAACUCUUUUUAUCUGAAUUUGAUUGUAAAUUCAAAAUACAAUGUAUCAGUAGUAUUUUGGUUUGAUUUUAUCUUUUAUUAUUUGGUAAUGUUUUAAAUCAUAGUUUAAUGUUUAACCAUACAGCUUGUGAAACUUCUCAUAUUAUAUGAUAUCAAUUACAUUAAGAAUUUUAACUGAACACUUUGUUGAAUUUUUUUAUCACAUGGUCUUUAUGUUUAAUGAUAAAAAGUUUAAUUUGUCAGUAAAAAGGCCUAUUAUGCCCUACAAAUGCUUUCAUGUUUUAACUUUAUUUCUCAGAAGUUAUAUAAUUUUUGGUGUCCUGAUAUAGUUUUAAAACAGUUACUCAUUACUUGUUUUUUGGUAACUCAGUACAGUAGUGAUUUUCUAUGGAAGUCAAAAUACUACUUUGUUUUAAUUUUGCUACUUUUAUGUCAAAUUAUUUUAAAUUAAGUGCAAUUUUCUUCAUUUGACAAGCACCUAACAUGCUCAUAAACCAUUAUUUAUACAUAAUAAAACCCCUGUUUGUCUAUUAUAAAGAAAAGAAAAAUGUGUGAAAUUCUUAGGCAUAAUGUGCCUUUAAAUUAAUUAUUACUCAUAUUUUCUUAUAAAUCAUUGUACAUUUUAUUUUCAUAUACAUGUACAUGUAAGAUUUUUAACAUUCAUUAAAUGUCAUUAUAACCAUACUAAAUUUGUUACAUAAAUUAUUUCAAAAGUUUUA